This is a messenger RNA of Fusarium coffeatum, 1695 nucleotides long. RefSeq lists its product as uncharacterized. NCBI's taxonomy places the organism in Eukaryota, Fungi, Ascomycota, Sordariomycetes, Hypocreales, Nectriaceae. The record is from RefSeq and is a predicted model, not a curated record. The transcript has a single exon. Bases 1 to 1695 code for a protein of 564 amino acids.
AUGCUAGCCACUUUCGCCGCUUUUACACUUAUACUGGCGCGAAUCGCCACCAUCUCGGCCGAGCGGACCCCUCGAGAAAUCCCCUGGGCGGACAAAACAUUCGGACCUGACGGACCAUGGCGAGCUAUCGAUGCCAAAGUCGGCCAACACAGACGAGAUGUCAACCUCUUUCCUGGAAGCGAUUGGGAGACGUGGUUGAUCGAAGACGACUACUGUGAAAAAGGCACCUGCUACGCUUCCGAGGCCGGCACCUACGGCAAGUCGUCUGGCACUACAGCAGGGAUUUCAUGGAAAGCAGCGCUGGAGAACUACAUGCGUGGAGUGAGCUUGGAAGGUGAAGGCGGAACUGCGUAUCUGGACGAUCUCGAGCUGGGUGGCAUCACGGUGACAAAUGCGAGUCUUGCUGUACUGGGAACGUCAGUACCGCAGAAGCUCAAGUAUCCCGGAGGCCAGACGGCUGGAUUCUUUGCUGGGUGUUUAAGCCUUGGCGGAAGGAGAGAGACCAACCAGAGUUUCAGUGUCGGUGAUGAUUCCCCAACCAUCAACGCCAGUCUCCCGUCCGGUUGGUUAUGGGAGAAUGAAUAUACAGAGUCAUACUCGUUCGGGAUGCACAUUGGAUCUGUUCAGCCUGCGACUAGGGUCCCUGGCUCUCUAUGGUUCGGAGGCUAUGAUCAGAACCGUGUUGUGGGAGACAUCCUCAGUAUGAAUGGCGGUCCUAGAGAUGGAAUCACGCUUCGAGACAUCAGCAUCGAUGUGGCGGGUAGCAAAUCUCCGUUCGAGUUCAGGUCUAAAGGUGGUCUGCUUGCUGAGGGUAACUCAUCCAUUGGACCUUCCUUCAAAGUAUUGGUUGAUGGUUGUUCACCCUAUCUGACACUUCCCGAGUCGACCUGCAACAAUAUUGCCUCACAUCUCCCCGUCAAUUUCAGCAAAGACCUCGGACUAUACCUAUGGGACACCAAAUCUGAAAAGUAUAAGGAGAUCAUCUCCUCCACUUCGACGUUGAGCUUCGAGUUCAUUUCGACAUCGAACACCAACCCAGUCAAGAUCCGCAUUCCAUUCAUGCACCUCAACCUCACCCUUGAAGCACCCCUCGUCGAUGAUCCGGUUCCAUACUUUCCAUGUCAUGUCAACGGCGGUGAUAGAUGGGUCUUAGGACGCGCCUUUCUUCAAGAUGCCUUUAUCGGAGCAAAUAUGCGUCGAGGCGUCGAUACUUGGUGGUUAGCUCAGGCUCCUGGGCCUAAUAUACAAGCGACCGCCAAUCCUGUCACGAUCGGGGAGAAGUAUACCACGGUUGAGAAGGGAGGAAAUGACUGGAACCAAUCAUGGACUGGGUUCUGGGAUGACGAACAGGCUCCUUCAAGUACACCAAGCUCCACAGCUGACACGACGGAUGAUGGCAAUAAAGGAGAGUAUGAGGAAGAGGAAGAGGUUGGAAUGACGAAUGCGGCAAAGGCCGGUAUCGGCGCUGGGAUUGCUGCUGCUGUGAUCGCCAUUGGAGUCGGGGCCUUUAUCUACUGGCGUCGACGUCGAGCUCAGACUCAGACUCAACCAGCCCCCGAGUCCACUAUUGCACAUAACAUGGUACAACAUUACAAUGAUUCGAAGCCCCACGAGCUACCACCACGUUCGCCCCAGGAAUUAGCUGGUCACGGUGUCUAUUCACAGAGGUCUUAUCAGCGGUUCGAACUUCCUUGA